AUGGGGAGAGGAAGAGUGGAGCUGAAGAGAAUAGAGAACAAAAUCAACAGACAAGUCACCUUCUCGAAGCGAAGAAACGGUUUACUGAAGAAAGCUUACGAGCUAUCGGUCCUCUGCGAUGCAGAAGUCGGUCUCAUCAUCUUCUCCAGCCGCGAUAAGCUCUACGAGUUCGGAAGCGUCGGAGUUAUGAAAACACUUGAGCGUUAUCAACGUUGCUGCUUUAAUCCUCAAGACAACAACAAUGAACGAGAAACACAGAGUUGGUAUCAAGAAGUUUCCAAGUUGAAAGCGAAGUUUGAAUCCCUCCAACGCACCCAAAGACAUUUACUCGGGGAAGAUCUUGGACCGCUUAGCGUUAAAGAACUACAUAAUCUUGAAAAACAACUUGAAGGGGCUCUCACACAAGCACGACAAAGGAAGACACAAAUCAUGGUAGAACAGAUGGAAGAGCUUCGUCGUAAGGAACGCGAACUUGGAGACAUGAACAAGCAUCUAAAGAUCAAGGUCUCACAUGAGUUAUCAACGGGCUUAGAUUUAGUGUACAACCAGUUCAUGCAUGGGGAAGGAUCAUCAGUUCAGAGGAACAUGGUUGGUGAGAGUAGUAUCCAUGGUUGGGUACUUUGA
Messenger RNA from Cynara cardunculus var. scolymus (artichoke), 624 nucleotides. Its product is annotated as MADS-box transcription factor 6. Gene Ontology annotation, biological process: positive regulation of transcription by RNA polymerase II. Gene Ontology annotation, cellular component: nucleus. Gene Ontology annotation, molecular function: DNA-binding transcription factor activity, RNA polymerase II-specific; RNA polymerase II cis-regulatory region sequence-specific DNA binding; protein dimerization activity. The record is from RefSeq and is a predicted model, not a curated record. NCBI's taxonomy places the organism in Eukaryota, Viridiplantae, Streptophyta, Magnoliopsida, Asterales, Asteraceae. Bases 1 to 624 code for a protein of 207 amino acids. The transcript is spliced from 8 exons.